This is a messenger RNA of Hippocampus zosterae (dwarf seahorse), 1093 nucleotides long. RefSeq names its product mitochondrial ribosomal protein L40 (gene mrpl40). The transcript is spliced from 5 exons. Lineage: Eukaryota; Metazoa; Chordata; Actinopteri; Syngnathiformes; Syngnathidae. The record is from RefSeq and is a predicted model, not a curated record. Gene Ontology annotation, cellular component: mitochondrial large ribosomal subunit; mitochondrial ribosome. Bases 95 to 703 code for a protein of 202 amino acids.
GCGCCUUUGCCCAGUGUAAUGAUGUGUUGAGUACAUGUGAAAUUAUAGUUCUCUUCCUUUCUUGUGAGUCCGUUCUUUGAGUGAACUGAAAAUCAUGGCUGCGGCUUUAACUCGCUAUGUAGGUCGCAUUUUAUCUCGACCGACCGCUCCGAUGGGUGGUGUAUCGGUAGAAAAUGGUGGCGUUCACGUUCCCUGGUUGACUUCAGUGAUGACACUGAGGACGUCUGCUCCCCUCAGUGCGGAGCCCAAGAAGAAGAAGAAAGUAGACCCCAGAAGAGAGCAGGUGAUGAGGGAGAGGCUGAAGAAAAAGUUGAAAAAGUUGGAGAGGGUUCCCCCCGAGCUGAUCCCAAUCGAGGACUUAAUCACCCCAACCAAAUGUUUGGAUGAGACCAGGGUCCGCUCCGCUCCUAGGCUGUCGUUUGAUGAAAGUGAAAGUCGAGCUCUGCUGCUCAAAGAAUGGGGUCGAUACAAACAUGAGCAGCACUUGGCUGAGAUGCAGGCCAUCCAGCUUGCCCUCAAAGCCCAGAAAGAGGCACUGGAUGAGCUCAAGACUGAAUCAGAGGAGCUCUACCAGGCAGCGCUGCAACCAGACCCUCUCAUGUUCCCCUUCUCCCACGAGGGCCCCGCUUACACACCGCCAAAGCCCAACUACGAAGCACCCGACGGGAAGUACACCGACAUCACUAAAGUCUACACACAGUGAUGUGCGGUGCAUAUAGUUUAGUGUUUUAUUUUCCAGGGGAAAAGGAACAGUUGUCAUAAACGUACAACUAUGGGAUCGACAAUGUGCGCAACAUGAUGCAAACAUGUCAUUCAAUGAGGUUGGACUUGUCACAUUUGUUUGUUUUAUUUUGUCUUAAGGACCGACGCGCUACACAUUGCACAAAAAACAGCAAUAAGGAAUAACCUGAGUUAAAUUCCCAAGUGUUUAGUACUUUAACACUUGUUGUAUGUUGUGAGAGGGAAGAAAUUUCAUCUGUGCUGUAUACAGCACAUUUGACAAAUUUGUACUUGAUACUUAACUUGAACACCUCAUUCUUUUGUGAUAUAUACAGUACAGCACUGUGCAGUGACAAUAAAGAUUCAAAUUCUA